Molecule: messenger RNA, 564 nt
Organism: Dentiscutata heterogama
Lineage: Eukaryota; Fungi; Glomeromycota; Glomeromycetes; Diversisporales; Gigasporaceae
Source: the annotation of a GenBank genome assembly
AACGUUGAUGCACUAAAUGAUUUAGAAGCUGCUCUAAGAAUAGAUCCUGAUAAUAUAACGGCACAUUUAUAUAAAGCAAAAAUAUAUUCCGAUAAAAAGAAAUUUCAUGAGGCACAAUUUGAAAUUAGUAAAGUAUUGAAUAAAAUUAAUUUCGUUCAUCCAAUCUUAUCAAUUUUAUUCGAAAAAUUUGAUAAACCUCAUAAAAUGAUUUUUGGAUUUGGAAAUUCUUUACCUAUUCGACUUUAUAAUACGGAUCAUGCUACGAUAUCUGGAUAUAUUUUAUUACAAUCAUGUAAUAAUAAAGAAAUAGUAAUGUCGUGUUGUGUUCAAGCUAUUAAUAACGAUGAUAAAAAUAUAAUAGCCAUUGGAAUCAAAGGAAUAUUAUAUUAUACAAUGGGUUCUUUCGGCAAAGCUUUAAUUUGUUUUCAGGAAAUUUUGAAUAUAUUUCCAAGCGCGAUCGCUUUGGAUUGUUACGAAAAAACAUAUCAGACGAUUGAAAAACAUAAUAAGAGAUGGCUUAAACGUAUCAAGAUGAACAUUUCGUACGACUUAAUGUUAUGUUAG